AUGGACAACAUUGAUGCAGAAAGGAUUAUGGCGGACAGCCCCUUCCCCUCAAAACAGGAGAAAAGGGAGAGACUCAGACAGAUGGAGCUAUCCUUUAAAGAGGCCGACAAAGAUGGCGGCUGCAAUCUGGACGAGACGGAGUUCAUAAGCGCCAUGGGUGAGUUCUAUCCAGGACACAGCGAGGAGGAGCUGAGAGCCUUGCACAUGCAGAUAGACGCCAACUGCGAUGGAACCGUGAACUUUGAUAUGCUGCUGGACUUUGACAUAGCUAAACACUAUGCCAGCAAGAGAAAGAAAAACAUGUUUCCUUUGCCGAUUAAGAUUGUGGACGGCGGGCACCGUAACCAAAUCGUAAAAAUUGUGGCCAGGCUUGUGGAUAUGCCGGAGAAUAACUACAACAAUAGUGGUCUGCGGAAAUCAAAGAAGAAUUCUUGA
Messenger RNA from Knipowitschia caucasica, 435 nucleotides. NCBI's taxonomy places the organism in Eukaryota, Metazoa, Chordata, Actinopteri, Gobiiformes, Gobiidae. The record is from the annotation of a GenBank genome assembly.